GGUGCUUCCCUACGUGCCAGCGCCUGCCGACACGGUAAAACACAGCCAGUGCUGGGAAACAUGGACAAGGAGCACUGAGAAUUGAUGGUGCGCAGUUCCGUGGUGCGGUGUCUUGCUGAGCACCGUACGCCUGAGGUGUGACCCGAGCUCCUCCAUCACGGCGGUGACCCGCCAGGCCGCACCGCCGGGUCUCCGCUCGCCGCCUCCCUCCCUCCCGGGGGCGGCCCUGCGCGGAGCACGGGCCCUCCCCGGAGACCCCCGGCUCCGGGUGAUGCGGCGGGGCCGCGCCCGGCGCAGAGAGGGGUUAACACCAGCGAGCGGAGCCGAGCGGAGCCGAGCGGAGGGCGCCGCGCCGCCCCUCGCACAGCGGCCCCGCAGCGCCGCCGCCCGGCCCCGCUGCCGUCCCCCGCCUCCCCUCGGCCCGCCACUGCUUCAUCCCCGGCCUCGGCCCCGGCCCGCCGCCGCGCACAUGGCCCUGGAUCUGCAGUCCCUGAUGGCUUAAGCCUCCUGGAUGGCAUGAAGAGAAACAGCUUUAUGGGCAGAAGCAGCUAAACACUGAGACAACAGAGAGUUUGCUCACCAGCCCUGAGUGUUGUAAACAAAACUUUGGGAAUCAGUACAACCAGUGCGGUGGUGUCUUCCAAAAUCUGCAGAUCACCAAACCUGAGGGGUUUAUCCUGCUGCAUUCACCUCAUAUUCUGACCUUCCACACGUAAGAGGAUGAUGUUAACUCUGUAAGCAGUGCCAUCCAGCUAAUCGUCUUACUUCACACUCCAGCAUCCAUUUCUGAGCAGGUGACAGGACCAUGAGCGACACACAGAAGGGCAAGCUUCAUCAGGGAAGUCCUGUGAGAGCUGAACUGCAUCUGUUCCCCCCCCGAGUGCUCAAAGGAGAUACCCUCCAGGACGCCGUUCAAAGACAUGGCUGCAAGCAGGAGCUGGAGAUAGAAAGCGAGGUAGAGACAUCUUACGGAGAGAGGCGGGCAAUGGUAACUCCCUGUGGGAUGGAAGUCUGGAAGCACGACAACAGUGGUAGAGCCCGCAUCAGCAAGGUUAUCCUUGCUGGUGACAAGCCAGACCAAACCAUGUGUGGGAAUGGUGCCAUUUGGAUUCAGCAGGUGGGAGAGAAAACCUAUGAGUGUCCUGAGUGUGGGAAGAGCUUCAGCCGGAGCUCGUACCUAAACCAGCACCAGAGGAUCCACCUGGCAGAGAAACCCUUUAGCUGCUCUGAAUGUGGGAAGAGUUUCACCCGCAACUCGGACCUGAUCAAACACCAGCGGAUCCACACUGGCGAGAAGCCCUACCAGUGCAGUGAGUGUGAGAAGACCUUCAGCCAGAGGUCCAAUGUGAUCAGGCACCAGCGGACCCACACGGGAGAGAGACACUACCAGUGCAACGAGUGUGGGAAGAGCUUCAGCCAGAACUCACACCUCAUUGUCCACCAGCGGAGCCACAAGGGUGAGAAACCCUUUAAUUGCCCCCGGUGUGAGAAAAGCUUCAGCGACCGCUCCUCCCUGAUCAUACAUCGGAGAGUCCACACUGGGGAGAAGCCCCACAAGUGCCAGGAAUGUGGGAAGCGUUUCCGGGACAGCUCGGCCAUCAUUCGGCAUCAGAGGAUCCACACAGGAGAGAAACCAUACGAGUGCACCGAGUGUGGGAAAGCCUUCCGGCAGAGCUCCUCUCUGGUGACCCACAUGCGAACGCACACGGGUGAGAAGCCCUACAAGUGCCCUGUGUGUGGGAAGGGCUUUAGCCAGAGCUCGGCGCUCACCACUCAUCGCCGGGUCCAUGGUGGGACAGCCUUGCCCAUAUACCAUGGUAGCCUCCUGCCCAACCCUUACCAGUGCGCUGAGUGCGGCCGGAGGUGCAGCGACCACUCCACCCUGGCCAAGCACCAGAGCACGCACACCGAGGAACGGCCCUACAUCUGCGUGGAGUGCGGGGACAGCUUCCGGCGGAGCUCGGCUCUCAACGUGCACCUGAGGAUCCACCGCGGGGAGAGACCAUACAAGUGCGAGGAGUGCGGAAAAGCGUUCAGGCACAGCUCAGCCCUCGGUGCCCACCUGAGGAUCCAUGCAGGAGCCAAGCCCUACGAGUGCGGCGAGUGUGGGAAAAGGUUCCGGAAAAGCUCAACGCUUAAAGUGCAUUUGAAGAUCCACGCAGCCAAGACACCUUAUAAAUGUAUGCUGGGUAGGAGAAUGCUCACUUCCACCUCAUUUCUGCCAUAGGGCUGGAGUGGAUGUUCGGAGCGGGAAACAAAAGCAGUGAUUGGGGGUACCUGAAAAAGGUGGGUGAUGAGAACUAUGGUGGGAAGAGACUGACUGGAGACACAGUAACUGGUGCCAGGGCUGGGUGCUUACCCCAGCAGCACAAAAACCAUUAGGAGGUCUGGAAGCAAGGAGUCAGUCCUAAGAGCCAGGCGCUGGUGGUUUAGGGAGAGUGCAGAGAGCCUGAGGAACGGGCACCAGCUUCUGCGUAAAUGGGGGCUGUGAAUAUGCGGUAGAAUCAGGGAGAAUCAGACUCGUAAAAUAACUUUACAACUAAGGUGAAGAUCAAAAUACAAAGUUCCAGCUUGGUUUUGACUCAAAACUUUAGCUUCUUAGACACUGUGGUGGUCUUAGGAACUUUCUUUUUAUUACCUUCCCUUAUUUUUCAUGAAUAUAGUAAGUUAACCCAGUGUUUGACAAGGCAUUUCCAAAUCUUUUGAGUCUGAGACUUUGGAGCUGAACUUCAAUCUGUUUGUCUUUUCUAACUCUUUUCCAAAUCUUACACAGGACAAUGAAUUCCUACCUCCGCACGCAAGCCUGAGUAACACAAAACUGUCGUGGCUUUCCCCACAAAACAGGGAUGUGCAAGCAUUUCCAGUUGGAAUGCUGCCCUUUACUGGUCUGUGGCAGCUUCUCCUAAAUUUGUCCUUGGUGGUUUUGAGCACCUUCCAACUUGUGGUAUCAACAAAACAUGGGCAAAAGUGUGGCCUUACCUUAUUUAACCAAAAGAAAUAUCGACCACCACCCCCCUGUGUCCUAGUCUGAACUGGCACACGAUGAGCUCCUACUGGUAGUCCAGAGACUGUUUGCAGUUUUAUAGUCUUUUCUAUGAUACUCUUCUUUAGCUCACUACUGUUGGUAAAGUAUUAACAUACAAAGUUCAGCGUUAUGAGUUAGGAAUUACUACAUUUGCAUUUGUUACUAUGCUAAUGGCUGUGUAUUAUAUAAACCUCCUCUAUAUUGCUAUGUUUUAUUACUAGCUACAUGUUUCCAUCCUAAAUAAAACCUUUUUUUCCCUCUC
Messenger RNA from Strigops habroptila (Kakapo), 3287 nucleotides. Its product is annotated as zinc finger protein OZF-like. Gene Ontology annotation, cellular component: nucleus. Bases 806 to 2227 code for a protein of 473 amino acids. Gene Ontology annotation, biological process: regulation of transcription by RNA polymerase II. Gene Ontology annotation, molecular function: RNA polymerase II transcription regulatory region sequence-specific DNA binding; DNA-binding transcription factor activity, RNA polymerase II-specific. Lineage: Eukaryota; Metazoa; Chordata; Aves; Psittaciformes; Psittacidae. The transcript is spliced from 4 exons. The record is from RefSeq and is a predicted model, not a curated record.